This is a messenger RNA of Odontomachus brunneus, 1226 nucleotides long. RefSeq names its product ribosome biogenesis protein NSA2 homolog (gene Ip259). The transcript has 2 exons. The record is from RefSeq and is a predicted model, not a curated record. Gene Ontology annotation, biological process: maturation of 5.8S rRNA; maturation of LSU-rRNA. Bases 174 to 953 code for a protein of 259 amino acids. Gene Ontology annotation, cellular component: nucleolus; preribosome, large subunit precursor. NCBI's taxonomy places the organism in Eukaryota, Metazoa, Arthropoda, Insecta, Hymenoptera, Formicidae.
GCUCUGUAAGUCAAUGUUGUAGACGAAAUAUCGUAGUGUGAAAUAACCUAUAUCAACCCUGCUAUUGUACAUUUGUUUAUUUAUAUAUUGUAAAACGUGUUAUACAAUACAUAUCACAAAUAAUAAUUGGACGAAAUAUUUAGGAGUACUAAGAAGAAAAAUCAAAUAGAGAAAUGCCACAGAACGAGUAUAUCGAGAGGCAUCGUAAACUCUACGGUCGCCGCUUGGAUUAUGAGGAAAGAAAGAGGAAGAGGGAGGCUCGCGCGCCUCACAAACGGGCCGAGCAAGCUCGUAGCUUGCGCGGUAUCAAGGCCAAAAUAUUCAAUAAGGAGCGACGCAACGAGAAAAUUCAGAUGAAGAGAAAGAUCAAGGCCCAUGAAGAGAGGAAGAUUAAGGAGAAAUCUGACAAGCUGCCAGAAGGAGCGUUACCUGUGUAUCUGUUGGAUCGCGACGUGACCCAACGCGCGAAAGUAUUGUCCAACAUGAUCAAACAGAAACGCAAGGAAAAAGUCGGCAAAUGGGAUGUUCCAAUACCCAAAGUCAGAGCGCAGUCGGAGUCGGAAGUUUUCAAAGUAAUCAGAACCGGCAAGUCAAAGCGGAAAUCCUGGAAGAGAAUGGUGACCAAAGUGACUUUCGUUGGAGAAAACUUCACGAGGAAACCGCCCAAAUUCGAGAGAUUCAUCAGACCAAUGGCGUUGAGAUUCAAAACUGCGCACGUCACUCAUCCCGAGUUGAAAGCGACAUUCUCUCUACCGAUCAUCGGUGUCAAGAAAAAUCCCAGUUCUCCUAUGUACACAAGCUUGGGCGUCAUCACAAAGGGAACUGUCAUCGAAGUAAAUAUUUCGGAGUUGGGUCUCGUCACGCAAUCGGGCAAAGUCGUGUGGGGCAAAUACGCGCAAGUUACAAAUAAUCCCGAGAAUGAUGGAUGUAUCAACGCAGUUUUGCUUGUAUAAACCAUUACGAAUAUACAAUUGUUAGUUAAAUAAAUGUCUAAGUUAUUGAUGUAUCGAUAGUUUCAUAAAUAAAAAUAUUUUGAAAAAAAAGAAGUAUCUCCUUUAUGUGGAAUUACCAGCGCCCAUAUUUACAUCAAAGUAUAAGUAUAUAAUGUGCGUAUAUAGGACACAAGUGUUUUGUUUAGGCGUCUGAGACACGGCGUGUCGUUUUCUUUAGCUCUAGCUUCAAAUCGGAUUUCAAGAUUUCAGUUUGAUAAACUACAUGACAUAAAC